AAAGCGCCAAAAAACACCAACGAACGAACGACCCUAAGCUCCUUCUUCUCUUCUCUGACAGAUAACUGACCAACAAACAUCAAAUCUCUCUCUCUCUCUCCCGAUUCCGUACCCCUGAAUCCCGAGAUCAAUGUCUCCCACUCUCCUAUCUUUGAUCUGUCUCUAAUUCCUCUCUCUCUUAUCUUUAAUCUGCUAUUCCAUAGAUCUUGCUAUUCUAUGGAGAUGGCUUCCAUCUCUUCGAGCCCUCGCACCGUCGAAGAGAUCUUCAAGGACCUCAGCGCUCGUCGCUCUGGCGUCCUUCGUGCUCUCACUUACGAUGUCGAUGAUUUUUACACACUCUGCGAUCCAGAGAAGGACAAUCUAUGUUUGUACGGACAUCCUAAUGAGACAUGGGAAGUGACAUUGCCGGCGGAGGAAGUUCCGCCAGAGCUGCCGGAGCCUGCAUUGGGGAUCAAUUUCGCGAGAGAUGGGAUGAAUCGGAGAGACUGGCUAUCGUUGGUGGCUGUGCAUACUGAUUCUUGGUUGCUCUCCGUUGCUUUCUAUUUUGGAGCUCGGCUUAAUCGUAACGAGAGGAGCCCAAGUCCUCCUCAGUCAAAUGACUUGGUGCUGUCAAAGUUAAUAGAGGGAUCAUCUAAUCUUUUUAAGGAUGAACAAACAAAUCACACCAUACAAUUGGGGCCAGUUGAUGGAGUUCGCGACUGUGGGAUGCACAUUCCCAUUCUGAAUGAAUCAUUUGGUGUAGGUCUCCCUACAACUGUUUUGAAGCGAUUGUUCAGCCUGAUAAAUGAUCUGCCCACCAUGUUUGAGGUCGUAACAGAGAGGAAGCCCAUGAAGGACAAGCCCAGUGUGGAUAGUGGGAGCAAAUCUAGGAUCACCACAAAGAGGUCAAGUGAUGGACAGGUAAAAAGCAACCAAAAGCUAUAUGAUGAGAGCUAUGGAGAGGAGGAUGACGAACACAGUGAAACUCUUUGUGGGAGCUGUGGAGGAAAUUACAGUGGUGAUGAGUUCUGGAUUGGCUGUGACAUCUGUGAGAGGUGGUUCCAUGGAAAGUGUGUAAAAAUAACACCAGCAAAGGCAGAAAAUAUCAAGCAGUACAAAUGCCCUUCAUGCAGCACAAAAAGAGGCAAGCAGUAG
This is a messenger RNA of Ilex paraguariensis (yerba mate), 1134 nucleotides long. NCBI's taxonomy places the organism in Eukaryota, Viridiplantae, Streptophyta, Magnoliopsida, Aquifoliales, Aquifoliaceae. The record is from the annotation of a GenBank genome assembly.